Molecule: messenger RNA, 7399 nt
Organism: Mauremys mutica (yellowpond turtle)
Lineage: Eukaryota; Metazoa; Chordata; Testudines; Geoemydidae
Gene: POU2F1
Product: POU class 2 homeobox 1
Exons: 17
Coding region: 92-2347 (751 amino acids)
Biological process (GO): regulation of transcription by RNA polymerase II
Cellular component (GO): nucleus
Molecular function (GO): RNA polymerase II cis-regulatory region sequence-specific DNA binding; DNA-binding transcription factor activity, RNA polymerase II-specific
Source: RefSeq, a predicted model, not a curated record
ACACAAAUAUUUAAAGCUGUUUCCUCUUCUAAUUGUGAGGAUAACCUUGAUACUGUAAAAUGAUGCACUUUGAGUCUACAGAUAGACUAAAAUGACUCUGGCACUGAGAGACUCAAGAAUGAACAAUCCGUCAGAAACCAGUAAACCACCAAUGGAGAGUGGGGAUGGGAACACAGGCACACAGACAAAUGGCCUGGACUUUCAGAAGCAGCCUGUGCCCGUUGGAGGGGCAAUCUCUACAGCCCAGGCUCAGGCCUUCCUUGGACACCUUCAUCAGGUCCAGCUCGCUGGAACAAGUUUACAGGCUGCUGCUCAGUCCUUAAAUGUACAGUCUAAAUCUAAUGAAGAAUCUGGGGACACCCAGCAGCCAAGCCAGCCUUCCCAGCAGCCUUCAGUGCAGGCGGCCAUACCCCAGACCCAGCUCAUGCUGGCCGGAGGACAGAUCACCGGGCUCACGUUGACGCCAGCCCAGCAGCAGUUAUUAUUACAACAGGCACAGGCACAGUUGCUGGCGGCUGCAGUGCAGCAUUCAGCCAGUCAGCAGCACAGCGCUGCAGGCGCCACCAUCUCGGCCUCCGCUGCGACGCCGAUGACGCAGAUUCCUCUUUCUCAGCCAAUACAGAUUGCACAGGAUUUGCAGCACCUGCAGCAGCUCCAACAGCAGAAUCUCAACCUGCAACAGUUUGUGUUGGUGCAUCCAACAACCAACUUGCAGCCAGCACAGUUUAUCAUCUCACAAACGCCGCAGGGGCAGCAGGGUCUCCUGCAAGCGCAGAAUCUCUUAACGCAACUACCUCAGCAAAGCCAAGCCAACCUCCUGCAGUCUCAGCCAAGCAUCACCCUCACCUCACAGCCAGCAACCCCUACACGCACAAUAGCAGCAACCCCCAUUCAGCCACUUCCACAGAGCCAAUCAACACCAAAGCGAAUUGACACUCCCAGCUUGGAGGAGCCCAGUGACCUUGAGGAGCUUGAGCAGUUUGCCAAGACUUUCAAACAAAGACGGAUCAAACUUGGAUUCACUCAGGGUGAUGUUGGGCUCGCUAUGGGCAAACUCUAUGGAAAUGACUUCAGCCAAACUACCAUCUCUCGCUUUGAAGCCUUGAACCUCAGCUUUAAAAACAUGUGCAAGUUAAAGCCACUUCUGGAAAAGUGGCUCAAUGAUGCAGAAAAUCUCUCAUCUGAUUCAGCUCUCUCCAGCCCAAGUGCCCUGAAUUCCCCGGGGCUGGGGAUUGAGGGCUUGAACCGUAGGAGGAAGAAACGCACCAGCAUAGAGACCAACAUACGUGUGGCCUUAGAGAAGAGUUUUCUGGAGAACCAAAAGCCUACCUCGGAGGAGAUCACCCUGAUAGCUGACCAGCUGAACAUGGAGAAGGAGGUGAUCCGCGUUUGGUUCUGUAACCGGCGCCAGAAGGAGAAAAGGAUCAACCCACCCAGUAGUGGUGGAACCAGCAGCUCUCCCAUCAAAGCAAUUUUCCCUUGCCCAACCUCACUGGUGGCAACCACGCCAAGCCUUGUGACAAGCAGUGCAGCUACUACUCUGACUGUCAACCCUGUGCUCCCUCUAACUAGUGCUGCUGUCACUAGUCUGUCAGUCACAGGCACAACAGAAACCACCUCCAACAACACAGCAACCGUGAUCUCUACAGCACCUCCAGCUUCCUCAGCAGUGACUUCACCCUCUCUGAGUCCUUCCCCUUCUGCCUCAGCCUCCACUUCCGAGGCAUCCAGUGCCAGUGAGACCAGCACAACACAGACAACCUCUACUCCCUUGUCCUCCCCUCUUGGGACCAGCCAGGUGAUGGUGACGGCAUCAGGGUUGCAAACAGCGGCAGCAGCUGCACUACAAGGUGCUGCACAGUUGCCUGCAAAUGCAAGUCUCGCUGCCAUGGCUGCUGCAGCAGGACUAAACCCAGGCUUGAUGGCACCCUCACAGUUUGCAGCUGGAGGUGCCUUACUCAGUCUCAAUCCAGGGACGCUAGGCGGUGCUCUCAGCCCAGCUCUGAUGAGCAACAGUACACUGGCAACUAUUCAAGCUCUUGCAUCUGGUGGCUCUCUUCCAAUAACAUCACUGGAUGCAACUGGGAACUUAGUGUUUGCCAAUGCUGGAGGUACUCCUAACAUCGUCACUGCCCCGUUGUUCCUGAACCCUCAGAACCUUUCUCUGCUCACCAGCAACCCAGUUAGCUUGGUCUCUGCAGCUGCCGCCUCCGCAGGGGCCUCUGGACCAGUCGCCAGCCUUCAUGCCACCUCCACCUCAGCUGAGUCCAUCCAGAACUCUCUCUUCACAGUGGCCUCUGCCAGUGGGGCCACUUCCACCACCACUACUGCCUCCAAGGCACAGUGAGCCGGGCUGAGCUGUGCUACCACCAGCCUGUUUCACUCUGCAGUGGGAUUGGCUGCCAGCUGGGUUUAUAAACUGAAAAAUGUGAUCGGCUUCCUCUCGCCAUGUUGCUGGGGACAAGGGAGAGAGACGGAAAAUAUAAAAACAAAACAGGAAGGAUUUAAAGCUGGGACAGACAUUUGCCUAAUUUUAUAAUAAACACUGUCUUUUCAGGAUCGCUUCAUGGAUCGGAGAGCUUUCUAACCAAAAAUGUAAAAAAACAAAAAACAAAAAAAACAAAAAAAAAGUGAAAGGACUACUUAUCAUUUCCAGCAGUCACAAUGACAAGUUAAGACCAAAAACUACAAAAGAAAAACCAAACUGAGAAGUGAAAGCUAACCUGCUCCUAACACCUGGCUGGUGUACCUGAAAGGAUCGAAAUACUGUGAGUCAAUCUGGGGGGAGGGGUGUUUGGGGAGGAGGGAGGUGCAUUCCUCUCAUGGUGUUUGUCUUGGCUUUGGGGUGGGACUACUGGGGGAAGUGGUGUUGACUUGGGAGGGAUUCCUAGCCUCUUCCAUCCUGACUUCAAGGCAUCCCUUCCAUUGUUCCGACUUCCCUGCGGGGGCGGGGGCAGGGGGAGAUGAGGAGGUGAGUGAGCGAGUGAGUUUUUGAGUGGUUGUGUGGAUCUAAAGAGCUGAAUUUCCAAGGAGCUCAGAGCUCCAUUGGGAUGGGAAAAUUUCCAAUGGCUUGGUAGAGAACCAAAGGCACUGAUGAGUCGUCAGCUCUGCUGUUGUCAGAGCAGAUAAGAGGAAAAGCUGGGCCUUUUUCGCGCUUUGGGUGGAUGUCCCUUUCUGUAAGGAUCUCGUCUCCUAUGGGUGUUGCCGCCUUUUUGUGCACAGGGAUGUUUUGGCUCUGUGAGGACAAACUGCAUAUGGGGAUUGCUCAGUGCAGCAGCCUAGGUCUCAGCUACUGCUGGAAAUAGGAAAAACUGUUUCUUCCCUUCAAAUAUUGAAGCAGUGGUACCAAGGUCAGAGUCCCUUCCAACAUCUUGCAUGUGUUGUCUUUCUCUUCUGAAGAUGGGGGACCCAGGAAACUCCUUUCUUUACUCCCCAAAAUAGCCAUGUACAUUGUCAUGUAUUGUGCUAUUGGGUUGAGUUGUUUUAUCAGUGAACCUUGUGAAGAAAGGGAAAGGGUGGAAAAUAGAUGAAUUGUCCAGCUACUCUUCCUCCGGAAACCAAUCGGGUUGCAGAACUUCACUGAAAGCUUUACUAAUAGAAUUGUUGUUCUGACAUUAUGUAAAAGUGGUAUUAAUAUUGUGUGACUUUUCAAAGAGCUAGAUAGAUUUAUAGGUAGGUAAUAGGGAUAUUGAAGAAAUGACUUCUCAAUUAUAAGAGCACUUGGAACAAAAGAUGUGGAAAACAAGGUGUGCUUUAAGGUAAACAAAUCUGAGGAAGGAAAUGAAACAACCUGGGCGAGGGAAGGGAGGGUGAUAUCCUUUGGGAUUCCUUAGUGCUAUUGAGUUGUUCUGCCCCAGGACUGGAGCACCCCCUCUGCCUUAUUUCAUCUCUCUACCAAACAAGACAUUGUCAAAUAGCUCAGGCCAAAAAUGUAAUUUACCUUAAAAUUGUUCUAGUCUGCUGGGGAAUUUUUCCCUCCAGAGUUUUAUAUAGACGAUAAAAUAAUGUUGACUCCUCCACUCUGUCCCCAAGAACUAACCUCCUCCUUCUCCUCCCCCAAAAUUCUCAAUCUAGUAUUGUUGGACCCACUAAAAUUAUGUAUUGCCCCCUGCUGAUUUUUUGUAGCAACAUCUAGCUAACAAACAUUGUUCUCUGAGCUGUGCUAAUGUUAUGGAUGGUGCUGGCAUGCUAAGGUGCUAUAGAAAUCCUAAGUUAUUAAACAAAGAGGAUCCUGUUUUGGCUCCAUCCAGGACACUGGAAACUAUUUAUGCCAAGUCAUAAACCAUGGAAAUCACACAGCCCCCUUCAGAAAUGAAAGCUCUUAUAAAAAUCAAACACAGCACCCUUGAUAGUGUCCUUCAGAACAAGGCAGUUUAGAUAAAAAUCAGUCCUUCCCCAUGGUCUCCCUCACUGUGUUGGUCCUGGUGCCUUCUUUGCACAAGUGAGCCGAAGGAUGAAAUCUCAGCAAGCUGAGACACCUAUACAGACUCAUCGCCCAGCUCUGCUACUUUUUGAGAACUGGGAGCAGGAUUGGCCCCUCGUUUUGCAACAGGGAGAGGAAAGGGGUGCUACAGAACUGCCCGCCAUUGGUUUGGAGUAAUGUGAAUAGGGCAAUUCUGAUGGAGGGGCAAGUGCUGAUCACCUUGGAGAGCAUCACGUGCCCACUGUCUAUCGGAAAGAUCAGUGCAGUAGCCAUCCCCAGGCCUGCCAGUGCUGCUGUUGUUCCAUUUCCUUCCUCUGCAGUAGUGUCUAAGGCUAGGUGUGAGUAGGUGUGGGGUGUUUAUCCGCCACAGGUACAGGAGCUGUCGUAUACCUCAUUUCUAACUCGUAACUGAGUAACUUGCUUUAACUUUCUCCAAACCCUACAGAGUUGCCAAGUCUGCCCUCCCUCCCUUGAUUAACGUUGAACUCUGGCAUAUAGCAGCCCGUGACCUGCAACCUGGGGAGUGACCCCCUAAAGCCUCUGAAUGUUGCUGCUUAAAAGCUACUGCAAAAUGAGGGCAAAUUGCAAUCUUAUCCUAUUUCUUUUGGUUACAAGGGGUCCUCUCGAUUAGUCUGAAUAUCCAAAGGCACCCUCCCUCCAAUCCGUGCAUGAAACGUCCACAACUGCCUUUCCCCGCUCUCCUGGUGUCAGGACUACACUGAAACUCCAGGGCCAGGCAGGUCCCUGAAGGCGUCUUUCAGCUGAGUGCUGCGCACACACUACUCAUCCUUUUUGGAAAAAAAAAAAAAAAAGGACCAAAAAAGAAAAUUCUUCAAAUAUUUAAUUUUCUUCUUUAUUAUUUGACAAUCUUGUAUCCCCCGGGCUGUCCAGACGCUGCAUCCUUGAUCCCUUCCACCUUUACUUUGAAUGUAGUUCCUCCACCCCCAUGGGAAAGAGAAGCUUUGACAGGUCACGAUGCGCUGCUAUAAGCCGGGGGGCGGUUUCUUUGUUUUGUUUUGUUCUUUUAAAAUUUCCAGCCAAAACCAAAGAUUUCCUAAUGAUUGUAUAAACUCAAAACAAACAAACAAACCAAAGACAAAGGGGCGUCUUCAGCAAUCCCAUCUGGGAGGCCAGCCCUGGUAGAGGAGGAAGGGGUUCCUAGCAGACUGCUAAAGUGGAAUGCCUGGCUUCCCAUGGCCUGACACUGUGUGACUCUUCCACAGCAAAGUGGACUCAAUCUGAGCCAGGCAAUUUCCAUCCCACCCUUUGCUAAUGUGUUGUGGAGGAAACUUGCUCUUUAAGCUCACAGAAACCAGGGUGCAGCCACUGGGGGAGGUGGGUUGGGAGAGCAGAUGAGUUGCUGCAGCCAAUGGGACUCCACAGAUUGGUUGAGAAGCUGAAGACAUUGGUGCAUGAUUGGCUGCUCUGAUAGGUGCUUUAACCCUUUGGGGGCUGGGUGAUGAUGAUUAAUACACGCUGAGGUGCACUUCUGAGCUUUUCUCCCCCUCCCCUCCCCCCCGCCACGUAACUGCUUGGAAGAGGCUGUCCUGUUGUGAGAAAUCUCUUGAAAGAAGAAAAAAGCUUUUCAUUUCUCCUCUAGCUUCUUUUUUUCUAUAUUUUUAUUAUUUUUGCAGCACCACUGUGCAACUAUGCAUUGUAUUUCUCAACCUUUUAUGCUAGGUAGAUGCCUGUGACUUUUUAACUUUUGGGGGGGAUUGCAAAUGAAGGAACUUUAUACAUGGAUCUUUUUAAUCUCAGUUGACUGGGGGGUGUUUGGUUCUAGGGUCAUACAAGCUCUAUCCCAAAGCAAAAUCCAAAUGUUAAUAAUAUUAGCCUGAUGCAGAUACCAAAGAUAAUUUCUUUCCUGCAGAACCUUAGACUUGUGUAUUAAGUACGAUUACCCAGCACUUGCAUUAGUCUAACCUCAGUAAUUCCAAAGCUUAGAUGUAUAUUUUGGUAUAUUUCUGGGAUAUUAAAAGAAUUGUCGUUUAAAUUCUUGUUUGUUUCAGUGUAAUGCUCUUAAAGUCAUAGCAUGGAGAUAACUGAACUGUCCUAUUCUUAGUAGUUUGAAAUAAUAGUAUUUUUGUAUGUUUUGGGUGUGUCUAUGUAUGUAUUAACAUAACAGUUUUCACUGCCUAGGUGUUCAUAAUUAAAAAGUUCUAAAGUGUACAUAAUAUUCCAUAAUGAACUUCCACCAGACUGUCAAUUUGGAUUGCAUUUUCACUGAUUGCCAUUCCCAGCUGGGAUUCCUUAUUUCUUUUUUAAGGAGACAGCAUCCUUAAUGUUUCUAAAGAUCUGAAUUUAUUUUUUACAUAACUGGGUCAAAGGGUGUUUUCUUUUUUUUUCUUCCUGGGGGGCCGGGGGGGUUGCAAGAUUUAUUUAAGAAAAAUCUUGGAAGCAUGUUAGUUUGAAAACAUCAGUUGGAAUUUGGGAAAAAAUGUUUCUGCUGAAGCUGGCCAAUAGUUUUUGAUGAAGCAAUGAGUUGUGAUUAGCCUGGGCGGGAGGGGAUCCUUUUAUGCAUCUCUUCAGCCAAAGAUAAAUUUGCAGUCUGGGUGUUAACCCUUUUUCUCACCUCUCCUCCUAUACUAUCACUUGUACACCUGGUGUCAGCUGAACACUUGAAGUCAGGGACCUUAAUGCGAUACUUGUACCCAGGUGAAAUACAUUCUCAUCUGGUCUUGAGACUGAAAUGUGAAAGACCCCUAUGAUUUUGAAACUAAUUGACAUCUUUUUCUUGAUGGGGGGAUAAAAGGGAUGCUGUUUCUUUAAAGAUGCCUUUUAUUUUUUUCCCAGUGGCUGCCUGCAGGUGGCUGUAGGCAUUGAGAGAUUGUGUAGAUUACAGUGAAUCAGGAUGAAAUGGUAGAUUUUGUGUAGAUGCAUUUGUCUGCUGUAAUUUUUUAUAUAUAUUAAACUUACUGUAACUGUACAGUUCAUUUCUGUUGUAAACAUCAUUAAACCAUUUUCCAAGUGUUUUAA